AUGUAUGGUAAUUUCUCAGCUGGAUCACAUGACACAAUUACCUCAAGAAUCGAUCAAGAUGUGUUGCAGGUCUGCCUGCGUUUCCGAUUUUUUCUCCCUGCCGGGCUCUUCCCACGCGCCGCGCUACAUGGACAAAGUUUAACACAGUCCGCCUGCCAGCGGUUCUUUCCCUGCUGCACAGAGGGAAAGGCACGAGGAGAUAUGACGGAAUACGAUGAUCGAGGCUGCGCGUCAAAUAUGUUUUUGCCGAGCUGCACUUAUUACGUUUCGACGCCCGAUUUCCCGUCAGUCUCCUCCUUUUUACCGCAGACCACCUCGUGUCAGAUCAAUUUCCCUUAUUCCCCCAGCAUAGCCCAACCUGUUCGAGAAGUCGCUUUCAGGGAUUAUGGACUGGACCAUCCCAAAUGGCACUACAGGGGCAAUUACGCGUCGUACUAUUCAACCGAGGAGAUAAUGCACCGGGAGCUGAUCCAGUCCUCCUCCAGCAGCAGCAGCGGCAGCAGCGGGGGCGGCAGCAGGGCGGAUGUUAGGUUCAAAAACGAGUCCUUGUACGGUCACCCGGGAGGUCCGAGCGCGCAGUGCGGCUUCUUCGCCGGCGUCGGUCGGAACGGUGUGCUUCCGCAGGGCUUCGACCAGUUCUUUGACUCCCCGAACGGAGAGAAGCCCGUGUGCGCGGAGCCCCCCAAACAAAAGGCAGACCCUGCAGAGCCAGGGGAUGCAGCCGACGUCAGCCAGGCUUUAACUAAACUGGAAGAAAAAACAAACCCAGCGCCGACUGGGAGCGUCGACGAGGACUCAUCCUCAUCCAACUGUGGCGACAGGAGCAACCGACAGAGUUCAUCAACCAAGUCCAGGAAGAAGAGGUGUCCUUACUCCAAGUACCAAAUCCGAGAACUUGAACGCGAGUUUUUCUUCAACGUGUACAUUAACAAAGAGAAGCGGCUGCAUCUGUCCAGGAUGUUGAACCUGACGGACCGCCAGGUGAAGAUCUGGUUCCAGAACAGGAGGAUGAAGGAGAAAAAACUCAACCGCGACCGCCUCCAGUAUUUCACAGGGAAUCCUUUAUUCUGAUGUCUGACAGUCAACUUUUUGUUUCCACCUCAUGUAACCCCC
Messenger RNA from Nematolebias whitei (Rio pearlfish), 1113 nucleotides. RefSeq names its product homeobox D11a (gene hoxd11a). NCBI's taxonomy places the organism in Eukaryota, Metazoa, Chordata, Actinopteri, Cyprinodontiformes, Rivulidae. Gene Ontology annotation, cellular component: nucleus. Gene Ontology annotation, molecular function: RNA polymerase II cis-regulatory region sequence-specific DNA binding; DNA-binding transcription factor activity, RNA polymerase II-specific. Gene Ontology annotation, biological process: regulation of transcription by RNA polymerase II; anatomical structure development. The record is from RefSeq and is a predicted model, not a curated record.